CCUCUGACUCAUGCGUAUGCUUUCACUUCCCCCGUGUAAGCCUGCUUCACAGUCAAGAGUCAAACACAAAAGUCAGAUGUCGGCGCCCGCCACAUCUCAGAACAAGACAUCGAGUUGGUAGGUCGGGCUUCAAAACUCGCUAUGGCUCUCUCUGUUGCUCCACAAGGUCGCGCACCUGACCCCUCCACAAGCUAUCGCAAUCUACAAUCCGACGUAUGGGCUCGUCAUGCCCACGUCCUGAGCAAGCACUUUGGAAAUGAUGCACAGUCCACCCUCGAUGCUGCGCAUACAGCUGACCCGCAGCCUAAACUUCGACCGCCGCCCGAUGUAGAUGAAAAGGAAGGAGCAUGGCAUAUCGGCGUGUCGCAUGGCCUCAAGGGGAAGCUGAGAGCGCGGGGCCAUCCGCGCUGGCACCUUGUCCAACAGGUUGGAGGGCAGCAAGACGCUGAUGUAGCGUCAUCUGAGCCUCGCGAAUUGUCGCAAGCGGAUCUAAUUGGCCUGCCGGGCGGUCUGGGUCCAAACUUUAUUCCUGCCGAAAUCACCAUCAGGAACGACAGCUCUCAGCGUUUCGUGGACACUGGAUGUGGAAAAUUGCCGGGCAGCAGCGUACGCAAUCCAGAUUUGGCAUCUCGUUUCCAAGAAUACCCGCGACUCGAGAAGCUCCUGCAUCUUAAAGGCGAAUCUUUGGCGCGACAUUCUCCACCACCCUACUACAUUCAAGCAGACUUGCGAGAUACGGUAAUCGAGUCUGACAAUCCAGGCGGCAAUCGGAGACAGACCAUCGACAUUCUAUCUCCCGAUUUCCUCGGACAGUUGCGCUUCGAUGUCAUUGUCAUUGAUGCGCCACUCGAAACGUACGAGUGGGAUGAUCCGACCGGUGCUGGCUCUGCUGCGUGGGACUGGUCACAGAUCGCGAGUCUGCCAGUGCCUGCCUUUGCAGCCAAGGAAAGCUUCAUUUUCAUCUGGGUAGGAUCAGGAGCAGGUGAUGGGCUGGAGCGCGGACGCGAAAUACUCGCGAAGUGGGGUUAUCGUCGGUGCGAGGAUAUCGUCUGGGUGCGCGCCGACUCGGAGCAAGCUAGGCAGAGCGAGCCAGCAGCUACGACCGCUUUUACCCGCACCGCUCAGCACUGUCUGAUGGGCAUACGAGGUACGGUGAGACGAAGCAGGGACCAUCAUUUCGUCCACUGCAACGUUGAUACCGAUGUCAUCCUGUGGCCCGGUGAGGUCAAGGAGAGUUCUACAUCCGCCAGUCACGGCACCUCAAAGGAAGACAAGCUCAUCGACGUCCGCAAAAAGCCUCCGGAGCUAGUCGCUCUCGCCGAACACUUUUGUCUAGGCACAAGAAGAUUACAAUUAUUCGGCGACAAUCGCGGUUUGCGCAGGGGGUGGAUCUCUAUCGGCGACCGUGUUGGGCCUGAUCAGCCUGGCUGGGCUGAGGCUGAGAGAGGCCUGAAUGCAUGUGCUGCAGGCGUCCGUGGAGCUGGUCCUGCCCCAGACGAUUAUGUGCAGCCGCCACCGCUACCUUUCGAUCGGGCUUCUUGGCAAGCCUCCGUGAACCUCGAGUCUGUCUCCGGGGACCCCAAUCAUGCCGUGGACCAGUCGUUGCUACCCUUCGACGCACAAAUCGACGAGCUGAGACCCAAAUCUCCCACGCGUCAGGCAGGACGUGUCUCUGGUACACAAGCUGCACAUUCCCCAAUCCUUGGUUGGAACGGGACACAUCUGAGAGAACCACGAGGUGACUACAUACGAGGCUCGACCAUGCGUGCAGCCCCUUUGGCUAGGCCUCUGGAAGCCGGUCUGCCCUACAAUCUUCAGCCGGGGAUGCUGCCUCCGCAACAGUUCUCCGGCAGUUGGGCACCAAGUGGUUCACCGGCAAACGAUGCGUACACCUCAAGGCAGACGGCUCUGCAUGCAACUUUGCACGCACCAGGAGGAGCAGGUUUGUCGGGCCUUGGCGCUGGCGGACCUCGUACGGUAAGCAUUCCUUCAGGCAACGACACUCUGUCUGGCCCACAGGCUUCCGUUCUACUCGGUCGAGCCAACAGAGGCGUUGGACCCACAGGCCUGGGAAGGCCCAGGCAGGGUCACAAUUCAUGAUCUGGCCGUUCAGGAGCAUGACUUGCAGCAACUUUGAACACAUCGAACUUGGUAGUAACAUGUGUCAUGCGAACCGAUUAGAACAAGAGAUGCUGGUCUAAACUGAGUCCACAAGGCUGCAAGGCGAAUAUAGGUGGUGCUAGAGAUAGACUUGUAUGCAUUAAAGAAGCAAAGAUGACAUAUUAAGCAG
Molecule: messenger RNA, 2290 nt
Organism: Ceraceosorus guamensis
Lineage: Eukaryota; Fungi; Basidiomycota; Exobasidiomycetes; Ceraceosorales; Ceraceosoraceae
Product: MT-A70-domain-containing protein
Exons: 4
Coding region: 142-2100 (652 amino acids)
Cellular component (GO): RNA N6-methyladenosine methyltransferase complex; nucleus
Molecular function (GO): mRNA binding
Source: RefSeq, a predicted model, not a curated record